Spirometra erinaceieuropaei is the source of this 396-nucleotide messenger RNA. Lineage: Eukaryota; Metazoa; Platyhelminthes; Cestoda; Diphyllobothriidea; Diphyllobothriidae. The record is from the annotation of a GenBank genome assembly.
AUGGACGAAAGCUUCGAGGAGACAGGUCAGGGACCGCUGGCCAUGUACGUGUAUUCGGAUGACGAGCUCAUCGAGCCAGGCCAGACCCCAAAGAUUAGUCUGGCGGCCUUGAAUGAACAUCCCAGUUUUCUCCGGUCGGAGUGCUUUGAGUCCACCCUCGAUACUGUUACUGUGCCUCUUCUACCUGAUGAAGUCCUGCGUCUUCUCCGUCGCCCCUCCUCCCGGCGUCUUCGACAGCCAACACAGGAGCCACUCAAUCUUCAGCCCUCUGAAGGUCAUCCUAACCCACUUGAAGUGAGCCCUGUGGUUGUUGUUUCUUCUUCUUCCUUCCCCUCUUCUAUGUUGGUCUACCAGGGUGAAUUUUCAGCGAAAUUCACAGACGACCACAUGACCUAA